Triticum aestivum (bread wheat) is the source of this 1666-nucleotide messenger RNA. Its product is annotated as NAC domain-containing protein 71. Lineage: Eukaryota; Viridiplantae; Streptophyta; Magnoliopsida; Poales; Poaceae. The transcript has 3 exons. Gene Ontology annotation, biological process: regulation of DNA-templated transcription. Gene Ontology annotation, molecular function: DNA binding. Bases 117 to 1478 code for a protein of 453 amino acids. The record is from RefSeq and is a predicted model, not a curated record.
GGGCGGUACUAUUAUAAAUAAUCAAUCCGACUAGGGAGGGCAUCGUCAACUACGCGGACGACUCGGGAUAUAUUGCCCUAACCGCCGCACGCCGUCGAUCGAGAGGGGUGGAAACCAUGGAAGAAGGGAAGCAACGGCUGGUGCUGAGCCUGCCUCCCGGCUACCACUUCGCGCCGACGGACGUGGAGCUCAUCGUCCACUACCUCCGCCGGAAGAUGGACGGCCACCCGCCGCACCUGCCCGUCUUCAAGGACGUGCCCAUCACCGACUACCGCCCGGAGCAGAUCACAGAGGUGUUCAUGGACUGCGGGGAGGAGCGGUGGUACUUCUUCACCAAGCGGACCCGCAAGUACGCGACGGGCAACCGGCCGGACCGGACGACGCCGGGCAGGGGGUACUGGAAGGCCACCGGCCCUCAGCGUCUGAUCCGCACCGGGCCCUCGAAGGCUUAUCCGCUGGUCGGGCGCCGGAGGACGCUCGUGUUCUACACCGGGCCCGACGAGGCGGCCAAGACCGCCUGGACCAUGUACGAGUACGAGAACCUCACCUCCGAGGAGGAGGCCAACGACAAGAACGCCGACAAGCUUGGCGAGUGGGUGCUGUGCACGAUACAGAGGCAGAAGAGCCAGCGCGUCGGCGACGACACGAUCAAGGGCAAGGCCAAGGGGGAAAGCAAGGCGGGCGGCAGGAAGAGGAAGGGCAAGGCACAGAAGGGAGCUGAUGAUCAAGUCCUCCAGAUCCAGGGAACCCAGGAGGUGGCAGAGAAAGUUGAUGAGACGGACAUGUUUGAGUUGGAGCAAGCCAGCCGCCCCAACAAGAGACCCCAACUCAUGCAGCAGCAGCAUGAUGAACCGCCACCGCCACCGCCAUGCCCGGAAACAUUGAUACCAGCACAAGAUUGUGACUAUGGCCUAGGCACCGUGCCGCCGUCACAGGAACCGCCGCAGCAGCUCUCGGAUUCAGAGAUGGUGGCGUCUCGCCCUGGUGCUUCAUGCUACGGCUUUGAUGAGUCCAUGCUGCUGUCGCUGCUGGAAUAUGAGACGAUGGCGCCUCUUCUUCUAGGAUACAACAACUACAGCACGACGCCGUAUCAGCCGGCAACCAGCUACCUAGAUGCUGCGGCGGCGCCUCUUGGAGCAUUCAGUUACGGUUAUGGCGGCGCUGCACAUCAACCGGCAGGUCAACUGAACAAUGGUGGGUACGCCGGCGGUCAUCCCAGUAGCCUUUUGGGCACCAGCAACAGUACAUAUACUUACCCGCAGCAGCACUCCUACGCCGCUGGCAGCAGUACAUACACUUACCUGCAGCAGCAUUCACACCCAGCCGGAACCAACAAGUUGGCCCCCAGCAACAGUACAUAUACUUACCAGCUGCAGCAGUCAUGCGCCGCGGGAGCCAACAAGUUGGCGUUGGCCAGGGGAGCGAUGAGCAGCGGCAUUGGUCAGGGGAGCGAUGUGCAGCCACAGGUAGAGCUGUGAGACCCGCGGUAGGAGCCUAGAGAAUAGAUUUUUCAGAUGGUCAGGGGAUAUAUGACUUGCAGCAGAGAGCACUCACUAGUUGUCUUUAACUCGCCGUUAGGGCAAGUAUUAGUAGUUUUAGUACACUUUAGGAUUAUCCGGAGACAUAUUCAUAUGGGAUAUAGUUUGGAUAUAUAGUUUGAAGUUCA